Messenger RNA from Lethenteron reissneri (Far Eastern brook lamprey), 5395 nucleotides. It is a transcript of the gene ANKRD6, whose product is annotated as ankyrin repeat domain 6. Gene Ontology annotation, cellular component: BRCA1-A complex; BRCA1-BARD1 complex. Gene Ontology annotation, biological process: protein K6-linked ubiquitination. The record is from RefSeq and is a predicted model, not a curated record. Gene Ontology annotation, molecular function: ubiquitin-protein transferase activity; protein binding. Lineage: Eukaryota; Metazoa; Chordata; Hyperoartia; Petromyzontiformes; Petromyzontidae.
UGAGAGAUGGGUGAGCAGUCUGUCGAUGGGGGUGGAGGGUGCAGGCUGUAGAGUUGAGAGAUGGGUGAGCAGUCUGUCGAUGGGGGUGGAGGGUGCAGGCUGUAGAUGGGGGUGGAGGGUGCAGGCUGUAGGCUGCUGGCCACGUUCCAUCUGGGUUCUCGCCUGGGCUGCUGGCGAGGAGACCAUUAGCAUGACAAACGAGCACGAGGGAAUGGGGUGGCCGCGCUGGGACCUGCUGGGGAUGAGAAUGUGAGGGUGGAGGAGGCUACGACGGGGUUUAGCAGCAGGCACUGGGUAGGGCUGGGGCAGUGGGGUGGGGGGAGCAGAGGGGGCAGGUCGGGGUACAGGGGUGGGGGACACAAAGCUUCGAGUUUGAGGAGUGCGGGCGAAAUCUGCCAGCCGCCGUUGUUGUUAUCGACGGCGCUGCGAGGAGGACAAACGUCGCGUCUUCGGCAAUAUAAUUGCUUGCCAGCAGUGGAUUUCCCUGCAAGUGUGACGGCUGCUCAGAAGAGACCUUCCAAGUGGCAGGAUGAAAGAGCCCAGACUCGGCAGCUUGAAGGAGAACUGGGAUUUGUGAUGGAGAUCGUGGUCUGAUGUGAUGUGGCUCCGUCUGACAGUGCCGACUCCCACACAAGUGAGGCUCGUGUACUGACGACAACAAUGAAACUUCGAGGAUAUGCAAAGCUCAUUUGGAUUUGCAAGAAAACCCACGGAUUACCUCAAUUAACAGGACGGAGCAGCUCGAUCAACACUCGGAGAGCUCGCGUUGUCAGAUCGGCAAAAGCAAACGCCGAGGAGCGAAACUAAUCGCCGCGCCUCUUCGAUAGACGGAUCCGCACGACUGCGUCAACCUCGUGACAAUCACCGCCAAGACUCUUCCCCCCACCACCCACCCAUCGUUCACCUGCCGUGCCGCACACUCGCGGUUUAACUUGGUGGGGGGGGGGGGGGAGGAGGAAGGCGCUCUCCCAGGACGACUUUUGCGGGACUGACCCGGACGGACGUGCGUGCGAUCGAGGAUUCAGCGGGUCGCCCCAUGAGCGGGCGCGAUGGCGCGGACCUGCUCGCCGAGAAGCUGCUCGUCGCGGCGCACAGGGGCCGCGUGGGCGACGUCGUGGAGCUCAUCAAUCGAGGCGCCCCCAGCGCCAUCAACAAGCACGGUCGUUCCCCGCUGCACCUGGCUGCGAGCCGUGGCCAUGCGGAGGUGGUGCGUUUGUUGGCGAGCGCCGGCUGCAACCUGGACCUACAGGACGAUGGUGGUCAGACGGCGGUGCAUCGAGCCGUCGAGGCGGGCAGCACGGCCGUGCUCUCGGUGCUUCUGGAUGAGGGCUGCUCGCUCGAUCGGCAGGACACGUCUGGGAGCACUGCUCUGCACGAGGCUGCGUGGAAGGGCUACAGCCAGUCCGUGAAGCUGCUGGUGAAGGCAGGUGCCAACGUCCACGUCAAGAACCACGCAGGGAGCACCCCGCUACACCUCGCCUGCCAGAACGGACACUCGCAGAGCUGCCGGGGGUUGCUACUCGGCGGAUCGCGUCCUGACGCCAAGAACCACACGGGCGAUACGUGCACGCACAUCGCGGCCCGCUACAACCACGUGACCGUCGUGCGCAUCCUCAUCAGCGCUUUCUGCUCCGUCGACGAAAAGAACGAGCUUGGCGACACGGCGCUGCACGUGACCGCGCAGCUCAACCACAGGAAAGUGACGCGAUUGCUCCUGGCGGCUGGGGCCAAUCCAACGCUCAAGAACAGCGCUGGGCUGACGCCGCUGGACGUGGCCAGGGAGCACGACAAUGCCGAUGUGGCUCUGCUGCUCAGCCGGGCACCGCAUGCUGCGAGCGUCGUGCCCAGGAGGCGAAGCGGAAAGGAGAGGGAGCCGCCCGCGCAGCAGAGGCGCUCACGAUCCGUCCCUCGCAACCACAAGGUGUUUAAGAAUCGCUCGUCCACAAACGGCAGCUGCGUCAGCAGCAGCAGCAGCCAGCGAGCGGGCGGGUCUGGGGAGAGGACGGGGAGGCGGGGGAAGCAGCUCGCUCCGCUCAGUCUCUCCGCCACGUCCCCGACAGUCGCCACAGCCGCCGGCACCACGGCAGCCGUCGCCCUGCCUCUGACACAGAGAGGGACUCACAAGAGGGGCAUCACGUUUUCCGACCCGGCCCACUUAACGAGCCAUUCGGCAUCCGGCCGCCGUGACGACAAGAGGAGGUGGAAACCGCGGCAGGGAUCGGCGGCGGCCCCCGCCCCUCCCCGGCCCGCGUCUCCACCCCCGCCGACUCAGCGCGCCUACCAGCUCUACACCCUGUACCGCGACCGCGAGGGAAAGCUCAAGCAGGCCGCCCUCAACGGAUGUCGCUGCGACCCGCUGAUUCAGCGAGUCGACGGGAAGAUGGAGGCGACGCGGGAGGAGCUCAUGGCGGAGAUCGACUGCGUCAAGGACAGGGUCAACGCUCGCCUCGGGGAGGUGGAGAGCCGGACCAAGCACCAGCUGCUGCGGCUCAACAAGCUGACAAAGGAGCGCGUCGCGGCCGAGGGCACCCAGUGCCUGCACCGAAUCGACCAGCGAGCGGUGGCCGAACGCAGGGACGUACUCGCCCAACAGGAGGCUGUGAGCCAGGAGAUCAGGACGGAUCUGCAAGCCUGGUGCCUCGAGAAGAUUCAAGCCAUGGAGAGCCGCCUCCAAGAUGGCUCCCCUCGCCCUGAACCCAGAGAGAAGCCAGCCGCCGGACAGUCGUAUGACACCUCGGCUGGCCAGGCACCCAACGGCAGUGCUUCCGCCAGGCAGGAAGAGGCGGCCGGUACAAGCACGAUAGACGCGUUCGCGCCGUCGCCUUCGCAUUCCCGGUCGACGUCCUUCUCUGCUUCCGCCGAUCGGCAGGAGUCCCAGCAGGGCGGCGAUGGCGGCGGCGCCGGCGCAGGCGGCAGCCGUGGCUUCUACCUUAGCCUGCAGCACAGCCCCACAGCGCCGCCCUCGCUGCGACACGGCGCGUCGCCCACGGCGGAGCUGGCGGCCCCCGUCGUGGCGGUCGAACCCGCGUACGCGUUUGAGCACGGGGCGCAGGGCCCGGGCCUCCUGGAGCCGGGCGGUGGUGCGGCACGCCGCUCGCCGGAGCUGGCGGCGCUGGGCCUGGGGGACGCGCCUGGCGCAAGGGACGCCCUGCAGGUGACCCGGUGCUUCCUGGACGCAGUCUCGUCCCACCUGGAGGGUUGGUACCUACGUCGAGUGGAGGAGGAGCGGGCGGAGGUGGCGCGAAGGGCGAUGCAGGACCGUGCUGAGAUGCAGGCGCAGAUCCGGACGCUGGAGGAGCAGCUGCGUGCGAUGAGGACGCAAGCGGGGGCGCGUGGGGAGGAAGAGACACGGCCCGGGCGAUGACACCGUGACUCGCCACGCAUUUAGUUGUUUUGCCAUGGCAGGGUUUCUCGAGCUCCAAUCCUCGUGAACCACCGCAGACUACCUUUCCGUGUUUAUGUCGUUACACGCUGCGUGCGCUCGACUAUGAAACAUAGUGCCAUACAUAGCCAGCGAGAGAAAAUAUCCUUGUGGGGAGGCUGCAAAUAAACGUUGAGGGUCCUGAGAUCAUUAUUAGCAGCCAAGGUUAAUCCACUGCUGGAUGGUGGCCUCCCAAAGCUACCGUCACCUCUCGUGAUUCUGCAAUGUAAUAUUCACAAGUAGACUUUUAAAAUUAAUUAAAUAUUUUUGAACCAAUCAAAUUAGUUUUGUUAUAAAUGUAUGGAAAUUAGAGUGUAAUGUUACCACUAACAGAGCAUGUGGUAUACGUCAUUGCCAAGGACAUGGAUUCACACAUUGUGUCCGUAUACCACAAGAUCUGCUAGUCGUGAGUUUCUUACUCUCUUGCCGAGUCCGGCUACUCAAGAUUUCACUGCGUAGUCUGUGUGUGAAUGCACGAUGGUUUGAGAGGGCUCAGCUCUCUUAGCCCUGGCCAACGACCGCAUAUAGUGCCAUGUGACAAAGACGGCGUUCCAUACAUCACGUGGGAUGUGUUUAGCAACCACCAGGCAUUUGCAGCAUGUAACGACUUAAUCUGCAAUUCAACUGAGAAAAUCGGUAAACGUGGAAAGAUGUAGGAGAGGAAUGGUGUUUAGGAAACCGUGCACUAUGAGAUGUAUUAAAAAAAACUGUUUAACACGCAACGCGUUCUAAUUUAAAAUAGAGCAUUUAUUUUCACAUUAUAUUUUGGUAAGCGUGUAUGCCUGCAUGUGUCAUUUCAACAAGUGGUAUUGAUAAUGGACUGUACGAAGAAUGUUGUCACGUGUUGAGGUCAUAGACUAAAAGUUUGCAUAUUUAUUUACACGUCUUGCUUGUCCUGCAAUGAGGGGUUAGAAAUAAUCCGAGUCUCUUGUCCGCAUCAUUUCAAGGAAAGGACUUUGGCUGCAAGUGCCCUGCUAUAGGACAGCGUUUCUUUUGGUGCACUAGUAUGCCACCUGUUCUGAGUAAAACAACCAGGUCACUUUGGCUAAAUCUAUUCAAUCUCAAUCUGAGAAAGAAAAAAAAAGCCGCAAGAAUGUUCUGGUUGUUACGGUUGGAACACCUAAAUGCAUCAACACCCAGGAGCUGAUUAGAUCUUUUCGGGGACACUCCAAGUGAAGUCUUAUGUAAGUUCCAUACGAGCGCUAAAAAUGCACGCCGACUUCCAGCAACACAGAACGUUCUGUAAGUGACUGUGUCGUGAAGUCGGUGCAAUCACGCAUUAUAGCAGCGGACUUCUCUGUCAUUUGGUGUUCCCGUGAGCAGCUGCCAGGGCAAUUAAAUUCUCGCAACGCAGAGGGUAAAUCUCCCAUGUGCGUUUGACGAGUUUCAUUCCCUGAAGCCAGGCAACAAGUCUGCAGAACAGAACUUUAAUGUCCCAAGAGAUGGGUGGUGCUUGCAUGAGAUAACGAGGGGUUAUCUCCAAGCUAAUUGUAGAAACUGACCUCUCUCACAGUGGUAUGGAAUACCAGACUAUGUUAGUGUCAUUCUGCAGCGCAAUUUGGCUUCUGUGAAGCCCUCCCUUUUGAAAAUUAUCUUAAAAGUAUUACGCCCGUUGCGGCCUCAAACUUUAAAUGUAGUCACCACGCCUCCUGUCUGCAGUACCUGGUGAUUGAUUUGGUGCAGUUGCAUUCCUGAUACUCAGCCGAGCUAAGGAAUGCCCAUGCUUCAAAAGAGGCAAUUUUAAAUGCGCGUAUGUUACGGUCGUCACGCAUCACAAGUUAUAAAAUGGAAAAGCUGUGCCUCGUUUUUCUGUUUCUUUCUCAAAAGGCAUCCAACAGCAACCAUCGUUACUGUACUAUUGGCUGCACAUUGUUGUAUGUUUCCAUCUGGUAAUGUAUGCCAUAUUUUUUUAGUAAAACUUGAAAAAUAAAUGUGCUAAUCCAGUGGCAACUUUUUAUUACCCUUCUGGAAUGA